Molecule: messenger RNA, 3291 nt
Organism: Xyrauchen texanus (razorback sucker)
Lineage: Eukaryota; Metazoa; Chordata; Actinopteri; Cypriniformes; Catostomidae
Gene: sgms1b
Product: sphingomyelin synthase 1b
Exons: 6
Coding region: 409-1683 (424 amino acids)
Biological process (GO): ceramide biosynthetic process; sphingomyelin biosynthetic process
Cellular component (GO): endoplasmic reticulum membrane; Golgi membrane
Molecular function (GO): ceramide cholinephosphotransferase activity; sphingomyelin synthase activity; protein binding
Source: RefSeq, a predicted model, not a curated record
UCUUGAUUAGUGUUCCUCUGCUAUAGCUCUCUAGCCUUUCAAAGAAGUAACUGCUCUGCUUUUGGUAAAUAGAGGAGGAUUACAAAUAGCAGGCUGUCAUACAAGUUCAUGUUUGCUGUGUGGACUGUGUAGCUCCGAUUUCAAGCAGUUUGGAAUUUGUUUUUGUUUUUUGUUAAUUUAAAUUAUGCUGAAAGGGAAGUGAAACUCGUGAGUACAGUUACACGUGAUUUGAAAAUGACUAUCUUGUUUUCCUAUAUUACAUAAACAUACAUUUAUAAGGUGGCAGCAAGGCAAAAUCGCACAUCAUAUUUGGAUUAAACAUCUGGAACUUGUGAGCCAGCCCUUCCCAACCCUUUACAAGUAAUAAGCAGCAUGGUUGAAGAAGAACUCUGUGUUUUAUAGCACAAUAUGGCUAUGUCUAUUCUCCAUCAAGUUUCUACAGUCGCAACGGCUGAUAUGAAUAAAGUCGUGUUGUGGUCGCGGGAGGAAGUUUCUCUCUGGCUUAAGGAUCAGGGGUUGCAGGAGUACUUGGAACCUUUGCAGAACUGCGAUGGACCAACUUUGUUAAAUCUCACUACAGACGACUUCAAGAGGCCACCCCUUUCCAGGGUCACAUCAGAUGGUGGCAGGCAGCUCUUGGACAAGAUUGAUACUCUUAAAAUCGUGCAUCACAUUGACAUGCACAAGAAUGGACAUGCUAACGGGCACAUGGUCUUGAAUCAUGAUGGGAAUGCCGGGAGCGCCAGCAAGGCUCAACGGAAUGGCAUGGUGAAUGGCUUCCAUAAGGAACUGGUGCAGAUUCCCAUACCAGAACCAGCCUCUCCACCGUUUCCUACGGAAUGGGGAAAGACGGCUGUUGCCCUUGUCUAUGCCUUAUGCUGCUUCGUCUUUACCACCAUCAUUAUAUCUGUGGUCCAUGAACGUGUGCCUCCUAAGGAGGCAACUCCACCACUUCCGGACAAGUUCUUUGACUUUUUUGACCGAGUGGAGUGGGCUUUCUCUGUAUGUGAGAUUAAUGGAAUGAUUCUCAUGGUUCUGUGGAUUAUACAGUGGAGUCUCUUAAAACACAAAUCUAUUAUUAUUCGACGGUUCUUUUUCAUAGUCGGGACACUGUACCUCUACAGAUGCAUUACAAUGUAUGUCACUACUCUUCCAGUGCCUGGCAUGCACUUCAAAUGCUCUCCCAAGCUGCAUGGUGACUGGGAAUCUCAGAUACGGAGGGUGAUGAAAUUGAUCGCAGGAGGCGGUUUAACCAUCACUGGCUCUCAUAACAUGUGUGGAGACUACCUGUACAGCGGCCACACAGUCAUGCUCACCAUUAUGUAUCUCUUCAUGAAAGAGUAUUCUCCUAGAAGGUUCUGGUGGUACCACUGGGGCUGCUGGGUUCUCUGUGCAAUAGGACUCUUCUGCAUUCUACUUGCUCAUGACCACUACACCAUUGAUGUUGCUGUGGCCUACUUCAUCACUACACGCCUCUUCUGGUGGUACCACACUAUGGCCAACCAACAAGCACUAAAAGAGACAUCCCAGACCAACUUUUUCACCCGUGUUUGGUGGUACAGAUUUUUCCUGUACCUGGAAAUGAACGUUUCCACCAUCGUCCCUCGUAGCUAUCAGAGGCCCUUUUCAUGGCGAUCGCUGCAGUGGAGUCAUGUGAAGUACACACGGAUAGACUCCGAAUGACUGGGGACAUGUCCAUAUGGACAUUGGUCUCAGAAACAUGCACCCAAAGUGACGGAACACAAAAACCUGAAGAUGGCCUGAAAUUGUAGCUAAACCCAUUAACACUCCGCUAUGAGUCUCAGUCUAACAAAAUGAUCAUCCAAAGCUUCUCUUUCCUCACAGGACUGAUUUUAGGAUCUUGGAUGUAAAGCUUACAAUAUACAGUUUGUAUGGGGUUAAGGUUAUAGGAAUGGUUCUUACAAAACUAUAUUUGUGCCAUUUAAUCAUGUUUUUCUAAACCUUGAUGACUUAAUUUCUUCAGUGGAAUAGCCUGGUCGCUCUUUUUAGUGCAGUUGCUAUAAAUGGCAAUUGAGGCUUUCAAGCUUCAAAAAGGACACAAAAAGCUCCAUAAAAGUUGCCCUAUCUUUGCCAAAGCUAUCAUAUGGCUUCAUUAUACUUGGAAUAUAUCAUACAAAUUGUAUGGACCACUUUUAUGAUAUUUUUAUGCUACUUUUUCCCAUUCUGGCUUUCAAAGAGCAGCCUGGAUAUUCUUUAAAAAUUCACCUUUUGUGUUCCAUGAAAGAGAGUCAUAUGGUUUGGCAUGACAAUGUGAAUAACUUGACAAUGUGUAGCCUAAUUAUGUUUGCCCCUGUUUACUGGCAGUAAGCCAUCUUUUCCCAAAAAAAAUUGUUAGCCCAAAUUGAAGCAAUGUAUUUUCAAAUGGGUUUUGUAAAGCAUUUCAUUUUCUAGUCAUUUGCCUAAUACGUGCCGUCAGAGUAGGUUUCUAUGAAUCUGAUUUUUAUUUUUCAAACUACUGCUUUAUUUUUUGUACUUAAAAAAAGCUACAGAAGGCAAAUAUAUGUUCGGAUAAUCUAACACUCCUCAGUGCCUUAAUUGUUUGUAUUGAUCAGUGUUCUGGCGGUCAUCUGUAAUAAUGUAUUUAUGUUUGUUGACAAUGUCAGUGUUUUGGACUUGAUCUGUUAUAUUCAUGGUGGUUGUAACCACCAUCUGCUGAUCUCUAGUACUACAAGCUUGAAAUAUUCUCAUUGUCACCUGAAUGUAACAGUCUGGUUACUUUUCAAAGUGUCUUUCCAUGACAGUGUCCUCAAAGCUAAUUCAGAUGCCCUUAACCAAUUCUCUGUUGUAAAUUUAUUUAUUUAUGUUUUUGUUGUGUUUAUUAUUUCACACAGUGGAAUAUGGAAUUAUGUUUUGUCAGGUUGUUUCAUUCAGACAGUCAGUGCUUUUGACUCUGAGCUCCUGGUCUCUGAGGAGGGGUGUGCUGGUUUGACUGUAUGCACAGAGAUUCAUUUGGAGGGGCUUUAUAACUGUUCUUGUUUUGCUGUGUCUUGAAUGACAAGAACAAUGUGACCCAACCUAAACUCUUCAUGAGCCAGAUAAUCUGUCAUAGUGACCACCCAAUUCAACAAGCUGCUAAUUGUGAUUUACUGGUGGGAGGUGUACAGUGUGUCCACUAACAAACAAAUAAAUUACAAUUAUUAGCACAAAAUGUCUUUGUUUCAGUUUUGUGUGUGUGUGUGUGUGUUUUGUUUUUUGUGUGUGUGCAUGUGCGCGUUCAUGCAUGCUUGUUUGUGUUGUUUUGUUUUGUUACAAUGUCCACAUGUACACUUG